AUGCCAUCGACAGCAAGUCGGCGUCCAGUAGCAGUAGCAGCAGCAGGUUGCAGCAGCAGCAGCAGCAGCAGCAGCAGCAUCGGAGGAGGAACAACAGCAGCAACAACAGCAGCAGCAGCAGCAGCAGCAGCACGACGCCGCAACGAAAUCUUUGUUGAUGUUAUAGAAAGGGUUUCGGCUGUGCUAACCCCCGCGGGGCAGCUCAUGCGUGCUGCUGUCGACGGCACCAUACAAAUGAAAUCCUACUUAGACCCUCCUCCUCUCCUUAAGCUAGCUCUUACUGAUCAAAUAUCUAUCAAUGAUUUGUCUUUAUUUGAGAGUGAGGGUUUACUGCUAUUCAAGCCACCAGCGGGAGAGUUUUCUUUGCUUAAUUAUUCUCUCCCCUAUCUCCUUUCUGUCCCCUUUCGUCUCUUCCCAGCUGUAGAAGAACUCGCACACGGAAAGGCGGAGGUGACGCUGCGUCUGCGGGCUGAUCUGCCUGAGCAGUGCAGCGCAGCAAAUUUGUGUGUUUCUGUCUCUAUCCCGAAAUCCACUACUUCUGCUUCUCUUGAGGUUUCUCCUCCUAUUCUCUCGCAGGGGGGGGAGUUCAUUCCGUCUGAGCAUCGAGUCCAGUGGCUUAUGAAAAAGAUGCAGGGGGGCAGCGAGGUGGUGUUCCGCGCCCGCCUGGCCUUCAACCCGUCUUUGCCGCUACCGACCCGAGCAGAGUUCGGCCCCGCAACCCUAGGGUUUGAGGUUCCUAUGUAUAAUGUUUCUAGUCUACAGGGUUAG
Messenger RNA from Eimeria mitis, 768 nucleotides. RefSeq lists its product as uncharacterized. NCBI's taxonomy places the organism in Eukaryota, Apicomplexa, Conoidasida, Eucoccidiorida, Eimeriidae. Gene Ontology annotation, biological process: protein targeting; Golgi to lysosome transport. Gene Ontology annotation, cellular component: trans-Golgi network; cytoplasmic vesicle. The record is from RefSeq and is a predicted model, not a curated record. The coding region runs from base 1 to 768 and encodes 255 amino acids. The transcript is spliced from 6 exons.